Molecule: messenger RNA, 651 nt
Organism: Rhizophagus irregularis DAOM 181602=DAOM 197198
Lineage: Eukaryota; Fungi; Glomeromycota; Glomeromycetes; Glomerales; Glomeraceae
Source: RefSeq, a predicted model, not a curated record
AUGAACCAAAAUCAAGUUUCUAACUCGGAGAACCUUUUACCUUCGUCUGACAUGAAUCAAGAUCAAGUUUCUAACUCGGAGAACCUUUUACCUUCAUCUGACAUGAAUCAAGGUCAAGUUUCUAACUCGGAGAACCUUUUACCUUCGUCUGACAUGAAUCAAGAUCAAGCUUUUUCUCAAGAUAACAAUUCCAACACAUCUUACAUGACUACUGCGGUUCAGGAUAUUCAUCCUCAAUAUGAUAAUACGCAAACAUCACCUCAACAACAAACUACACUUGCAACUACACCUUUUCAUCCUACUACCUUUUUCUAUAGACCUCCAAACGAAUUUUGCCAUUAUUAUGUUAAUUGUAAAGAAAUCUGUUAUGAUACCGUUGCCUAUUUAUUAAACAAAUCGUUAAAAGAAAAUAACGUUCAAUCUAACGAAAAUGAAUGUAUUUUCUAUUAUAAGCAACAACACGACGCCAGGUUUUAUCAAGUAUCAUGUGAAAUUGUUUCACCUCUUUUGAUUAAUAAUUAUUUGAACAAGAAUUUUCUUGGAUUUGAACUUCAAAAUUCGGAGCAAGAGCAUUUAGUAUUUACUAUUAAUCAAAAAGAGAAUCUUGAAUAUUACUUAAAACAAUAUUUAAGCCUUCAUUUACUAAACUAA